AUGAGAGCAUGCGACUUGAAGACCUCUCCCGGAAUGUGUUCCGACCAAUACAUCUCAUCUCUCUGGCUGCACUAUGUAAUUCUUUCCAUCAUCGGUGGUACCAAGACUGCGCAAGGCGACAAGGAUAGCUACGAUCUCGGACGCACACUCCUCAAAGUGGGAUCCGUGCUCUUCUUCUUGAUUUGGGUGGCACUAUCCGCGAUUGCCAUAUACACUUUCUGCAGAAAGGCGCAUGCUACCUCAUCCGAGAGCAAGUUGGUCUUGGCCAGCAUCUGUGUCCUGCCGUUCCUGCUGGUUCGCAUAGUCUACACCCUGGCCGUUAGCUUCAGCUCUGCGGGCUCGAUAUUCGCGUACCCGACACCAAGUGUGCCAGUACAAGCGACCAUGAUGUUUGCCAUGGAGGCCAUUGUGUUGUGCUUCUACAUCUUCGCUGGCUUGUUCACUCCACGAAAAGAACGUAACACUUCGGGAAUGAAAGCAGAGGACAAUGCUGGCGAUUUCGCUAUGGAAGGCCAGCGCCCAAGGCAAGAGAUCUGAGGGCACGGUGCCUCACGAGCAUGAUCAAGAAGGUAAAUUGGGCAUUGGUGUAAGUGAACACCGCAGAGAAAAGCAGGCGGACGGUACGAAUGACGUUGAGAUAAGGCAAAUAGAGAAUAGAAGAAUGAUAGAG
Molecule: messenger RNA, 670 nt
Organism: Cercospora beticola
Lineage: Eukaryota; Fungi; Ascomycota; Dothideomycetes; Mycosphaerellales; Mycosphaerellaceae
Source: RefSeq, a predicted model, not a curated record